GAAGUGGGAUUGGGGCACGAGAGAGCGCGAGGGAGGGGGUCACGGGUGGAUGGUAACUGCCGCUCUAACAGGGGGAUUUGCACUUUCACCAGGAGAUAUGAUACUCAGGAGAAGUCUCAACCUGCUGCCCAUUUUAUUACUUUGCUCCUCAGCGCUACCUCAAGAUGGUGAGGUUACAAUGGAUGACGACACAACGUUUGACCUGUUUGAUAUUAGCGGUAUCACGCGCAAGACUCUGGGCGCCAAGCAAUUCCGCGGCCAAGACACGGACAACCCCGCUUACCGCUUCAUCCGCUUCGACCAUUUGCCCUCUGUGAGCGCGCCCGUGCUCAAACAGAUGCUUCUGCAAAUCCAGAACAACGAGGGCUUCGUGUUCGUGGCCAGCAUGCGCCAGGACCGCGGCUCGCGGGGAACCCUCAUCGCAUUGGAAGGCGCCAACGGCCAGCGGCAGUUUGAAAUCGUCUCCAACGGUCGUGCCAACACGCUGGACCUUGUCUACUGGGUGGACGGCUCUCAAAAUGUUGUCUCCUUCGAGGAUGUUGACCUGUCUGACUCGCAGUGGAAGAAUAUCACACUUCAUGUUCAUGGCGAAAAUGCAAAUCUGUUUGUGGGCUGCAGUCUCAUCGACAGCUUCAUCUUGGAUGAGCCUUUCUACGAGCACCUGCAGGCAGAGGAUAGCCGAAUGUUCGUCGCCAAGGGAUCCAUCCGCGAAAACCACUUCAGGGGCUUACUGCAGAAUGUUCGCUUCAUGUUCGACACAUCCGUGGAUGAUGUUCUGAGGAACAAAGGCUGUGAAGUCACUAAGGCUGACGAGGCCAACGUGGUGGUGAGUGAGAGCACAGAUAUGGAGGGUGUUAGUCCCUCCACAGCCAUCACCACUAACUUCAUCGGCCAAAAGACAGAGAAGCUGGGAGCAGAUAUGUGUGAACGAUCCUGUGAGGAACUCAGCACCAUGUUCCAGGAGCUCAAAGGACUGCGGGUUGUAGUGGGGAACCUCAUUGACGGCCUGCAGAAAGUGACAGAGGAGAACACAGUAAUGAAGGAUGCUUUGGGGAAGAUGAAGAACUCCAAGGAGAAACACAUGUGUUGGCAGGACGGACGGCUGUUUGAAGAUAAGGAGGACUGGGUGGUGGACAGCUGCACCACGUGUACCUGUCAGGACUCAAAGAUCGUGUGUCACCAAAUCACUUGUCCUCCUGUGGCCUGUGCUAGCCCCUCCUUCAUCGACGGAGAGUGUUGCCCUGUGUGUCUGUCUAAGGACAGUGAGGACGGCUGGUCCCCCUGGUCGGAGUGGACAGAGUGUACUGUCACCUGUGGGACAGGUACUCAACAGAGGGGACGCUCAUGUGAUGCCACCAGUAACACCUGCUCCGGACCAUCCAUCCAGACCAGGAAAUGCAGCCUGGGAAAAUGUGACAGCCGAGUUCGUCAGAACGGUGGGUGGAGCCUGUGGUCUCCCUGGUCAUCAUGCUCAGUGACGUGUGGUGAGGGCCAGAUCACCAGGAUACGCCACUGCAACGCACCCACACCACAACUGGGGGGCAAGGACUGUGAGGGCCAGGGGAGAGAGACACAGCGCUGUGAGGCCAAGCCCUGUCCCAUUGACGGUGGUUGGGGACCAUGGUCGCCUUGGGCGAUCUGCUCGGCAACCUGUGGGGGUGGAUUUAAGGGUCGGACCCGUGUCUGUAACAGCCCCGAACCCCAGUACGGAGGCAAGAAGUGCCCCGGGGAGACCAACGACAGGGAUGCCUGCAACAAACAAGAAUGCCCUAUCGACGGUUGUCUGUCUAACCCAUGCUUCGGAGGAGUGGACUGUAACAGUGCCCCCGACGGAUCCUGGGAGUGUGGGCCAUGCCCUCUCGGUUUCCGCGGCAAUGGAACCCACUGCGAAGACGUCAACGAGUGUGACAUGGUGUCUGACAUAUGCUUUAAAGCUGGUGGAGCAUCGCGUUGCAUCAACACAGACCCAGGGUUCCACUGUCUGUCCUGCCCACCCCGCUACAAGGGAACGCAGCCCUUCGGCAUGGGGGUGGAAGCUGCCAAGAAGAACAAGCAGGUCUGCGAGCCAGAGAACCCCUGCAAAGACAAGACCCACAACUGUCACCGGUCCUCAGAGUGUAUCUACAUCAGCCACUUUAGUGACCUGUACAAGUGUGAGUGCAUCGGCUACGCUGGUGAUGGCUUCAUCUGUGGAGAGGCAGACCUGGAUGGAUGGCCUAAUCAAGAACUGGUGUGUGGUGCCAACGCCACCUAUCACUGCAAAAAGGAUAACUGCCCCAACCUGCCUAACUCUGGACAGGAAGAUUUUGACAAAGACGGUCAGGGAGACGCUUGUCGACAGGAUGAUGACAAUGAUGGAAUCGUGGAUGAAAGAGACAACUGUCCUCUCCUGUACAACCCCAGACAGUUUGACUUGAUGCAGGAUGAUGUGGGGGAUCGUUGUGACAACUGCCCCUACGAACACAACCCUGCCCAGAUCGACACCGACCACAACGGGGAAGGUGACGCCUGUGCUGUCGACAUUGAUGGAGAUGAAAUCCUAAACGAGCAAGACAACUGCCCGUACUUAUACAACAAUGACCAGAAGGACACUGACAUGGAUGGAGUCGGUGACCAGUGUGACAACUGUCCUCUGCUACACAACCCUGACCAGGCUGACACAGACAAUGARCUUGUAGGAGACCAGUGUGACAACAACCAGGAUAUCGAUGAAGACGGUCACCAGAAUAACCUGGACAACUGUCCUUACGUCGCCAACUCCAACCAGGCAGACCACGAUAAGGACGGCAAGGGGGACGCCUGUGACUUCGACGAUGACAAUGACGGUAUCCCUGACGAUAGGGACAACUGUAGAUUGACACCCAACAAAGAUCAACUGGACUCUGAUGGCGACGGUAGAGGCGACGCCUGCAAAGAUGACUUUGACAACGACAACAUCCCGGACUUCCUUGACGUGUGUCCUGAGAACAAUGCCGUCAGCGUCACAAACUUCCGGAAGUUUCAGAUGGUGCACCUGGACCCCAAGGGAACCACGCAGAUCGACCCCAACUGGGUGGUUAGGCAUCAGGGCAAGGAGCUGGUACAGACCGUCAACUCUGACCCUGGCAUCGCUGUUGGCUUUGAUGAGUUCAACGCGGUGGACUUCAGUGGUACGUUCUACGUGAACACGGACCGGGAUGACGACUAUGCUGGCUUUGUGUUCGGCUACCAGUCGAGCGGCCGCUUCUACGUGGUGAUGUGGAAGCAGAUCACUCAGACCUACUGGGAAGACAAACCCUCCAAGGCCUUUGGUAUCUCUGGUGUCUCUCUCAAGGUGGUCAACUCAACUACGGGCACAGGGGAGAACCUGAGAAACGCCCUGUGGCACACAGGCAACACAAAAAAUCAGGUGCGCACUCUGUGGCACGACCCAAAGAACAUUGGCUGGAAGGAUUACACAGCCUACAGGUGGCACCUCAUCCACAGACCCAAGACUGGAUUCAUCAGGGUUGUGGUCUAUGAAGGGAAACAGAUCUUGGCAGACUCAGGACCAGUGUACGACAAGACGUUUGCUGGAGGACGGUUAGGCCUGUUUGUCUUCUCCCAGGAACUGGUCUUCUUCUCUGAUCUCAAAUAUGAGUGUAGAGAUAAGCUGGAGUUUCCAACUGUGUUGUCCAUCAGAUAACUGAACAGCGUUGGAUGUGAAAACUUCAAAUGGCUAAAGACACUAAACCUCAUAACCUGAUCAUCAGCCUUUUGCUGAUUCGUUCAUCAUUUCAACCAAUGAAAUGGAGCUUCAGCUUCGCCCGACCAAAGUAUUUUUGCCUCUAACUUUCCAUUGAAGAGGCAGCCGAGGCCUUUUCCAGUUUUUCUGAGUGCCUUAUGUGAAAAGACAUAUCCUUGAGAAAUGAAAACCGAUGACAAAUGAAAAAGGUCUUGGCAAUGAUAAAAACUAAGUAACCGAUGUUGACAACAUAUUAUAGGGAUUAUUUGUACAACCACUUAUGUGCUUUACUCCGAUUUCUUCCAAACUUUCUACAGCUUUACAUUAACAAAAGUAAAUAUAAAAUUAUUGUUACUCGAUAAAUAUUGAUAUUGUUUGUGCUGGAAAAGAGAUCAACUUGAGACUAAGUACAAUGUACAAUAAAGGCGUCUAGGUUGCUUAGCAACUAAAGGUCUCUGUACUGACCUCAGCAGUUUCAGCCCUGCAGUGAAAAAUUGGAUCAAUUUUAAUAUUAACUGCCAAAUAUCCACCAAACUCUUAAUCAAUACCAAAGCACACUGAUGUACGUCGCUAACUUGAACAAAGUUCUUAUUUUUUGUAUUGUUUCUUAUACCACCCGGAAUGCAGUUUUGUUAAAAGGGUCUUCAGUUGCUCAUUUAAAGUGUUUGUCAAACUCUAAAAAGGUUGACCGUGAGACCGUCUUAUAGCAUUUUAAAGUACUUUGGGAUGAAGAUGUUUAUACUAAGUUUGUAUUAUAAUUUCUUCUGUAAAUUAUUAUCACGAGUUUAUGUCUUGCUGGUUUGUUUGUUUUGUUUGUUUGCUUUUUUGUUAGAGAUUGUAAAUAAUUUAUUUAUUUGUUUACACUGACGAAAUUUCACAAUUGAAGAUUGUUGGAUAUCAACAUCAAAAUUUAUCAAACAUCAAGAUAAAAAUACACUAUCACAAACUUUGUGUACUAUGCAGUGUUAUGCCAUGUGUUAUACUGAACUAAAAUUUUAAUAAACACAACAUGCAACAAUUUUA
This is a messenger RNA of Salvelinus sp. IW2-2015, 4726 nucleotides long. The record is from RefSeq and is a predicted model, not a curated record. Lineage: Eukaryota; Metazoa; Chordata; Actinopteri; Salmoniformes; Salmonidae.